This is a messenger RNA of Penicillium coprophilum, 717 nucleotides long. RefSeq lists its product as uncharacterized. The record is from RefSeq and is a predicted model, not a curated record. NCBI's taxonomy places the organism in Eukaryota, Fungi, Ascomycota, Eurotiomycetes, Eurotiales, Aspergillaceae. The transcript has a single exon. Bases 1 to 717 code for a protein of 238 amino acids.
AUGGGCAACAAAGUAUCCGCAGUGAACGGCGUCAAGUCAGAGCACUUCUACGACCAAGGCAACGCGGUCAACGAGAUCUGGGUGGGAGACGUCGAAGUCAUCUCCCGUUUACCCUUUGGCGAUUCUGACCUCGAGCAAGCUGGCUGGCCCGUGGGAGACUUCCCAAAGAUCCCGUGGCAUCAUUUUAUCAUCCCCAUGCAAAAGCGACACGAAGCGAGCAACAUGACUGCCGAACUUCCCAAUAAUGGAACUGGUGGUAUUUGUCAGGACUGGCUUCCGAAGCAUGGAUACCUAGGCAUGUACACAAGCAUCUCGUCAACUGCGGCAUAUUUCAUCGGGGCUCUGUUCAUUUUCCUCGCGUUCAGCAUGUACGUCUCUUUUAUGUCCAGCCUCACCGGUGCUUUCUUGAAUUGGCAAUGGAUGCGAGAAGACUCUCAUCUCUACCCGGAUCCGGCUGCGAUUAGACGUAUGGCAAAGCAUAACCUUUGGAUUGGCCUCAUCGAAUCAUUUAUGGUGUUUGCUCUUUCUAUUCUCUGCAUGGUGCUGGGUGUGCCUGCUCUCGCUGCUGGCACAAGGAGAUUGGAUGCUACCACAUUCAUCUUGUUGAAUGGGCUUGGGGGUGGUGUUACUGCUAUAGUCUCAGGCCUCGUCCUCCUCCCCUUAUACAUGCUGUUGCGGACGAAAAAGCCACGUCUUGUGAAGAGUGGUCCUUCGUGA